UUCAAACACACUCACGCGCUCUGGGAAUGUACUUGGAGACCAAAAAGGAGCAUUUCGACCUUUUCAUGCUGUAGAGUUGAGAGACCAAACUUCACUUUGCACCGUCAGGCUCGUUUUGGUGCCGUUUAAAGCGCGGACUUGUUUGCAGAGGCCGUUUUGCGACGGAGAAGACUGUGCGUAAAUCUCUCCAAACCGAGUUUUACGCGCCGGUGCAGAGAGAGCGCGCGCGCGAGAGAGAGAGAGGUACAGAGGCAGAGAGAAAGAGAGACAGUCAGCUGUGCACUUCAUCCAAAGAGACUUUACUCCAACUCAUCCUGGCAAGUUAGACUCACUUUCGCAGACGUUUUCCUCGCCUGAGAACGCACUUUUUCAUCCUUCGAUUCACGUGUAAUUUUGGUUGAGAAACGGUCUGCGUAUGAAUCUCCUCGACCCAUACCUGAAGAUGACGGAGGAACAGGACAAGUGUCUCUCUGACGCCCCGAGCCCUAGCAUGUCCGAGGACUCCGCGGGCUCCCCGUGCCCGUCCGGGUCAGGCUCCGACACCGAAAACACCCGGCCGUCCGAGAACGGAAUCCUGAGGGCGGACGGAACCCUGAUCGACUUCAAGAAAGACGAGGACGAUAAGUUUCCCGUUUGUAUCCGGGAUGCUGUGUCCGCGGUGCUCAAGGGCUACGACUGGACUCUGGUGCCCAUGCCGGUACGCGUGAACGGAUCUACGAAGAACAAGCCUCACGUCAAGAGACCAAUGAACGCCUUCAUGGUCUGGGCGCAGGCUGCGCGCAGGAAGCUGGCGGAUCAGCACCCGCACCUGCACAACGCUGAGCUCAGCAAAACUCUGGGGAAACUCUGGAGACUACUUAACGAGGUGGAGAAGCGGCCGUUCGUGGAGGAGGCUGAGCGCCUGCGGGUGCAGCACAAGAAGGAUCACCCGGACUACAAGUACCAGCCCAGACGCAGAAAGUCUGUGAAGAACGGACAGAACGAUCCAGAGGACGGCAGCGAGCAGACACACAUCUCCCCAAACGCCAUCUUCAAGGCUCUGCAGCAGGCGGACUCUCCCGCCUCCAGUAUUGGAGACGUGCACUCACCGGGUGAGCACUCAGGCUCCCAAGGACCCCCUACACCCCCGACCACCCCAAAGACUGAUAUCAGCUCAGGCAAGGUUGACCUAAAGCGUGAAGGUGGUCUUCGCUCCCUGCCCGAUGGACCCGGCGGUCGCCAGCUCAACAUCGACUUCCGUGACGUGGACAUUGGCGAACUCAGCAGCGACGUCAUCUCCCACAUCGAGACCUUUGACGUCAACGAGUUCGACCAGUACCUGCCACCAAACGGGCACCCAGGCGUGCCGGGCAACACCACGCCCGUCAGCUACACUGGCACUUACAGCAUAACCAGUGGUCCCCCGCUCAGCCCACAGACGGGGGCUGCCACAGCCUGGAUGACCAAGAGCCAGACCCAGCAGGGACAGCAGCAGCAGCAGCAGCAGCAGCACACCCUGACCACCCUGGGCGGCAGCAGCAGUAACAGCAGCUCAGACGCAGCUCAGCACAGGACACAGAUCAAGACGGAGCAGCUGAGUCCCAGCCACUACAGCGAGCAGCAGGGGUCCCCCCAGCACAUCUCCUACAGCCCCUUCAACCUGCAGCACUACACCUCCCCCGCCUCCUACACGGCCCUCUCCAGGGCGCAGCAGCAGCAGCAGCAGCAGCAGCAGCAACAGCAGUACGACUUCUCCGACCACCAGGGGGGCGGAGGCAACACCACCACCCCUGCCUCCUCCUACUACAGUCACGCAGGGGCGGGGCAAGGCUCGGGGCUGUACUCGACUUUCAGCUACAUGAGCAGCCCCAGUCAGAGGCCCAUGUACACGCCCAUAGCCGACAACUCGGGAGUGCCCUCCAUCCCCCAGAGCAGCCCACAGCACUGGGAGCAGGCUCCGGUUUACACCCAGCUCACCAGACCCUGAGCCAUCAAACUUCACACACACACACACACACACACACACACACACACACACUGACAGACACAACAUGUACAGACACACACACACACACACUCCCUUAAAUCAGACACUUGAAUUGACAGCAGAGGAAGAGGAGGAGAGCUGGACUUUGUGAUUGGCUCACGCCGUGCCUUGCUAUUGUAUCAUGACAGAAAUUAUAAAUUUAUAAAAAAUUAUAUCUAUUUUUAGAGAGAAGAAAAAGACUUAAGAGAAUCCUCUGUGAGGACUUAUGGCUGUUGAUAUUUCAGUAGGUACUGCAUAUUUUUAUGUCCAUUGUUUAUGUUUUUCUUUAGACCCAGAGAGCAAAAAUAUCAUGGAACCACAUCUGGUACAUUUUCACAUCCAUUUGGCCCAUGGUGAUGUCAAAAAACUCAUUAGGUACAAGUGACUGACCCGGUAAUCUAUUUCAGUGACCCACAUCUGGUAUGCACAGCAUGGAUACCAGAGUUCAGGUUUGGCCGACAUGUAGCCCACAUGUUGGAUACCUGAUUGGACACUGAAUGAACCAAAUCCCUGUAAGUAACUAGUCUCAUUGGAUGCACUUACCCUGAUAUAUCAACAGGGACAUUUGGGAGACAAUACUCCACGAAUUCUGGGUCUCUAGACCCCCUAAUUGAUUCCUAGUGACAUAUUUGCUUUUUCCAAUGUAACAGGUGGACAACAUCUGGGUCUUGACCAGGGGCCACAGCUUUAGGAUGUGGCCCACAUGCUGGAUUCCCGGAUUCCAUACUUGGGCCACCAAAGCAUCUAGUUAUUGCUACAUAUAAUGUGACCAAGUGUGUAAUGUGACCAAGUGUGGACCAUGUUAGCUCAGAGUCUACUACUCAAGUCGGAGUUAGUAAUGUUGGAUGCUUGGCAAAAGUGGGCCACAUCUGUAUCCAAUCUGGGUUUGCUGAUGGUCUGUAAUCCAUUGGGGGUUGGUUUGGGGUGGUUGGGAGCAGGGAAGGGGGGAGGGGGGUAAUUAUUCUGUACUCGUGGAUAUAACAACACCAAGAGCUUUGAUAGUAUUUUAACCAGUUGUGCGUCUUUUCUGUGCCAACUUUCCGGUUUGUUUGACCACAGAACUGAUGAUGCUUUGGCGUUUCUUCUUCUUCGUGUCCAAACGUGUGUCAUGACUUUGUACAACCAGCAGGUGACACAGCAGAACCCCUGCAGAGACAGAGACACUGCAGCCCCUUCCCUCAAACCCUCUGUGCCUUGGAUUUUUUAACAUUUUCUGCAACUUUGUUCUAACUGGCCACAGCUGAGAUUACACUUACCGUCUAACAGCGUGUGUUUGACGGCUACAGGAAGUCACCUUUGACCUCUGCAGGCUCCCACCAUGCUGUAUUCACCCUCUUGCCUCCCCCUCCGCCCUAACUGUCCCACAGAUUCCCAUUUUGAAACUUUAAUUAUUUAUUAGCCUUAAUUUUAUUUCAAAAAGUGAUUAUUUUACAUUCUAGUCAUUUUUUGUGUCCUCUCUAGACUUCACAUAAUUUUCCUUUUAUUUCUUAAAUGUUGGAUUUUACACCCAGGGGGUAUUUAGAAAAAAAAAAAGGUACACGCUGUAAUCAACAUCUUUUUUUGUUUAUUUAUCUUAAUGAAAUGUCUAUUUUAUGUAUGUAUUUGUGUUUUUCUGAGGAUUAUCUUAAAAAAUGUGUACAAUUUAUCUUUUGCUAUUUGUGAAUUUCCUUUUGACUUUCAACUUUUGAAAACUGGAAGAGACAUCCGAGUUAUGACUUUAUCUGUUGAAUUUAGAUUCUUUUUUAUUUCUUUCUCCAAAUAUCCAAGAACUGAACGGAUGAUUCCAUUAUUUCCUUGUGUAUUUCCUUCUUCUUUUCGCCAUGUAUUUGUACUGUCUUCAA
Molecule: messenger RNA, 3846 nt
Organism: Cynoglossus semilaevis (tongue sole)
Lineage: Eukaryota; Metazoa; Chordata; Actinopteri; Pleuronectiformes; Cynoglossidae
Product: transcription factor Sox-9-A
Exons: 3
Coding region: 416-1966 (516 amino acids)
Biological process (GO): morphogenesis of an epithelium; negative regulation of transcription by RNA polymerase II; oligodendrocyte differentiation
Cellular component (GO): nucleus
Molecular function (GO): RNA polymerase II cis-regulatory region sequence-specific DNA binding; DNA-binding transcription factor activity, RNA polymerase II-specific
Source: RefSeq, a predicted model, not a curated record